Trichobilharzia szidati is the source of this 2393-nucleotide messenger RNA. The record is from the annotation of a GenBank genome assembly. Lineage: Eukaryota; Metazoa; Platyhelminthes; Trematoda; Strigeidida; Schistosomatidae.
AUGUGUGGAUCGAACAAAAAUAUUGUGCAAGCAACAUUUGAUAAAAACUACGUGUUAUUUGGAAAUAGGGAAGCACUAGAUAGCGAUGACACAGUGCCGAAGUCUAUUGGUGCUGAAAAACACCAGGAAUGGAUUGAUGAGAGACUUACAUGGGAUCCAUUGGAAUAUAAUAACCUGUCAAGAAUACGAAUCCCGUGUCAGAAGUUAUGGUUACCAGAUAUUGUGCUGUACAAUAGUGCAGAUGAUUAUAAAACAGAUUAUAUGCAAAGUAAGGCAAUGGUACAAUCAAACGGUAAUGUAUUCUGGCCACCACCAGCAAAAUUACGAUCAACGUGUAAAAUUGAUAUCACCUAUUUUCCGUUUGAUGAUCAAUCCUGUAUGAUGAAAUUCGGCUCAUGGACAUACGAUGGUUGGCAGGUCAAUGUAAUAAAACGACAUGAUGAGGUAGAUACAUCAAAUUAUGUUGAAAAUGGUGAAUGGGAUCUACUCAAAGUUGUAGUAGAAAGAAAUGAGAUCUUUUAUCCAUGCUGUCAAGAACCAUAUCCUGAUCUCCGAUUUACAAUUUAUAUGCGUCGUAGAACCCUAUACUACUUAUUCAAUAUAAUCUUUCCAUGUUUAUGGUUAACUGUAUUAAGUCUAAUCAGUUUUUGGUUACCACCUGAUUCUGGAGAGAAAAUCACCUUGGGUAUAACUGUUCUACUGGCAUUUAGUGUAUUCAUGUUAUUAAUUGCAGAGAAUAUGCCAGCUACUAGUGAAUUUGUCCCAUUAAUCGGUGUCUAUCUUACAGUUACCAUGACAAUGACAUCGUUGUCUAUUAUAUUAACAGUUCUCGUCCUACACCUUCAUCAUACUGGUUCAAAUCGACAAGCUGUGCCUAAAUUUAUUAGAAUAUUAUUUUUCAAUUAUAUUGCUAGAAUACUUUGUUCAGAUGUUGUACGUAGAUAUCAAGCGAGACGAGAAAAGUGUGUGAUAAAGCGCACUAACCUAUUAAGACAAAUGUCAUUGAAUAAAAAAAGACAUACAAACUCUAUCAGUAAUGAUGACAAAGCUUCUAUGAAUUAUCAUGAAAAAUUAAUCAACACAAAACCAACAAUCUGCAAUUCAUCAAAUUUAAACAAACCCCUCCAGUAUAAUUAUUUACCAUCAGAUGUGAUCAGUUCAACUAUUGUUCUCAAUGAAAAGAAACAAAUGUCAGCCUGUAAAUAUGCAACAAACUCUUCAAAUACUACGGCUGCAACUACUACUGAACAACAAGUUGAUAAACGUUAUAAAACAAUUGAACCACUGAACACAUUAAGUUCGCCUAAUUUAAAUACAGUCAACACAAUAUCAAGAGAAGAAAUAAUAAUCAAAAGGCCUAAACUAAUCAAUACCUUUCGAAUAAUUAACGAUUUAAACAAAGAUAACAACCUUGACAAGGAAAGUCAAAGUCACAAAACGCAAACUUCAUUUAAACAAAAUAAAAUCUCUAGUGAUCAUAGAACAAUUUAUGCUAAAUCAAGUAAUGAUUUAAACAAUAACGAUAAUAAUAAUGAUGAUGAUGAUAAUGGUGAUAACGAUGGGGAUUAUGUAACAACAUUGAACCCAUUGAAUAGGCGUACUACAUAUUCACCUCGUCAAAUCAAUGAAAAUAAAGAACAAAUAAAAGUAUUAAAAAAAUUAACAGAAAUUUUACAAAGAGCAGAAAAACAACAAGAGAUUAUACAAAUUUAUUUACAUAAUUUGUAUGAAAAACAAUCUGAAGAAGAGUAUAUUUCAGAUAUUAUAAAUGAAUGGCGUAUAUUAGCACUGAUAGUAGAUCGUAUGUUAUUUUGGUUAUUUCUGACGGUAGCCUCAAUAGCCACAAUUGUAAUUCUAUUAAUUAUGCCUUUGUUUAAGCCGAAUUUUGCGUAAGUGUGUGUAUUGUGGAAGUGAAUACAUGCCAGUAUACUUGUGAAUUUUUAAGAUUUUAAACCAUCCUCCCAUUUCUUCUCUUAUUCUUCCCUUGUUUUAUAAGAGAACAAAAUCGCUCUUCCUCUUGUAUAGAUUUAUUCUGCUCACUGGUGUGCUCAAAUAGUUGUAUAGAAAUGUGUGAUUAGUAGAUUUUAGAGAAUAGUGACCAGUUACAGUAAUUCAGCAGCGACACACACUUCAGUGCAUGAAUUAUAAGUGUGUAUGUAUUGCUGAUUAUAUAGAUGUAAUCUAUAUCCGGGGCUUCCUUAUGACUUCCUCAUUCUAUGGAGACAAAAUACGUACAUGAAUACUUUUUGAAUCAAAUAUUAAUUCUUUGUAUAUUAUGCAUUUUGUAUUCAAAUACUUUGAAAAUAUCAUGUUCAUAUGUACAUAUUCUUCUUUCGGUAGAUUAUUUUUAAAUCAGAAGUAAAUUAGAAUGAGAACAAAAAUUCUUUGAUUAA